AUGUGUGCAGCAGGCUACGAUCCCAUCAAACGCAUCUGGAGGGGAGAAAAAUCCAUGCCUCUGUAUGAUUUCGAUUGUUCAAUUGGCCGAAUAAUUCACAACAAUCUCAAAAAUAAUCCGAAAAAAGUUUGCCAUAUAUGCAUUGAGGAUGGGAAAACGGUGACAAGCCAGCAAAUAUUAAACUGGUCCGUGAGACUUGCCCAGAAUUUCGAGCAGCGUGGACUACGCCACGACGACGUCAUCUGCAUUUCGGCCAAGAAUAGCACCUAUGUCACACCUGCCGCUGUGGCCUGCCUUUUUAAUGCCACGCCCUUCCACGCAGUUAAUCCCAUCUUAGAUAUCAAUACCCUAACACACGUGCUGACGAUAACCAAGCCCAAGUUAAUCUUCUGCGAUGCCGUCGACUAUGAGAAGCUAAAGACCGCGAGUGCAGCCUGGACACCUGAACUGAUAACAGUCACGGGUAAAGUGGAGGGUGUGACGUAUAUAGAGGAACUGCUCUCCCCAACGGAGACUGAAAUGUUAUAUCGACCAAAAACCUUGAUUUUGGGCGGUGAUCAGACUAUGUUGAUUUUGUGUUCCUCCGGUACUACCGGACUUCCCAAAGCUGUUUGCAUUGCAAACAAUAUGCUUGAUUGUAGUAACAAUUUUGUAACCGCCGAAUCGGUCGUCUACUGUCCCUCUGGGCUAGACUGGGUCACAGGCAUUCUCAGUUUAUUAUGGAGCGUUGCAAAUGGUUGCACAAGAAUUUUAACCAACCAAUCCUUUAGUGAAAAUAAUUUUCUAGAGCUGGUUGUCAAGUAUAAAAUCACUAUUGCGAUUCUUGCACCGGUUUACGUUUCUGCAUUAGUCACCUACCCCGCGGCCUCAGCUGAAAAACUAGCUAGUUUAAGGACUGUAUUCGUGGGUGGUGGGUGGAUGCCAUCGGAAACACUUCAGAAGAUGCAAAACCUGCUUAAAAACGGUGUUAUUAUCUUUAUGUAUGCUGCUACCGAAUUUGGUCAAGUUGCUUGCGCCAUUUUUUCGGAAAAGCUUGGCAUCACAGUGGGCAAGCCAUUGCCCGGAAUUCAAGUGCGCAUACUGGACGAGAACUGCAGUAAUUUGAGUCAUGGAGAAGUGGGAGAGAUAUGUGUGCACCAUGGCCGCAAAUGGAGCGGCUACUACGGAAAUCCAAUAGAAACGCAGCGCAUGCAGGAUUCUUCGGGCUGGUUCCACUCGGGUGAUCUGGGCUACUUUGACGAAAACAAUAACCUGUACAUCGUGGACCGCAAAAAGGAAAUCUAUAAAUGCUUGGGAAUGCAAUACGGGCCCACUGAUAUUGAGGCAGCCAUUGCUGAGCUACCCGAUGUUCAAGAAGUGUGUGUGGUGGGCCUCUACGAUGAGAAAUACGGCGAUGCACCUGCUGCCAUGGUCGUAAAACGACCUGGUAGCACCUUGACUGGAGAUCAGAUCAAAGAGCAUGUGUCCAAGCGGUUGGUUGUCGAGUUUAAGCAAUUGCAUGGAGGCGUUUACUUCGUGGGUGAGUUACCCUAUAAUGCAAAUGGCAAGGUGCUCCGUCGAACAGUCAAAGAGAAGCUGACACAGGCUUAUUUAAAUGGUUUGUAAAGCUGUUAUUUGUUUGGUUUAAAUAUAUAUAAGGAUUUU
This is a messenger RNA of Drosophila novamexicana, 1644 nucleotides long. Its product is annotated as 4-coumarate--CoA ligase 1-like. Lineage: Eukaryota; Metazoa; Arthropoda; Insecta; Diptera; Drosophilidae. Gene Ontology annotation, molecular function: long-chain fatty acid-CoA ligase activity. Gene Ontology annotation, biological process: long-chain fatty acid metabolic process; fatty-acyl-CoA biosynthetic process. The record is from RefSeq and is a predicted model, not a curated record. Bases 1 to 1605 code for a protein of 534 amino acids. The transcript has 4 exons.